AUGGUGGGUGGUCCAUACUUUGGAGCAAAAGCACGUAUCAAUGUAUGGAAUCCAGAUCCACAUGGAACAAUAAGUAUUUCUCAAAUUUGGGUUGUGUCAUCACAUAAAAAUUAUGACCAACUUAAUUCUGUAGAAGCUGGUUGGAUAAGUGAUGGGUAUAGAAGCACAGGUUGUUACAAUCAUGAUUGCCCUGGUUUUGUACAACACAAGGAGAGUGGACAAUGGUGGGUGCAAUAUCAAAAUGAGCCAAUAGGUUAUUGGCCCAACUCCAUAUUCACGACUCUGAAGAAUGGUGCAGACCUCCUGAGUUGGGGUGGCGAAAUUGUUAACAACGGGAUUAAUCAUCACACGGAGACUCAGAUGGGGAGUGGUCAUUUUCCGGCCGAGGGUUUCGGUAGAGCAAGCUUUUUUAGUAAUAUUGAGUACAUCGAUAGUUCCAGGCUCCUCAGAGAUCCUAACAAAUUCAUCACUUAUGCUACCAAGCCUUCAUGCUACGAUGUCAAAGUCGCAAUCGACAACUCAGCUUUAGGAGCUCAUUUCUUCUAUGGUGGUCCUGGCUAUUCUGAUAAAUGUCGAAUUUGA
Humulus lupulus (European hop) is the source of this 582-nucleotide messenger RNA. RefSeq names its product protein neprosin-like. The transcript is spliced from 3 exons. The coding region runs from base 1 to 582 and encodes 193 amino acids. NCBI's taxonomy places the organism in Eukaryota, Viridiplantae, Streptophyta, Magnoliopsida, Rosales, Cannabaceae. The record is from RefSeq and is a predicted model, not a curated record.